AUGUCAAGGAGAAUUUCAUACUCAGCAUCUUCAUCCCCUUCUAAAGAAAUUGUAAGACCUUUUACAAGCAUGAAUUUUUCACCUCUACCAAGCUUAGAUUCUCACUUUGAAGCCAUAGACGACAUAUAUCAACAAGAAUUGCAAACAUUUCAUAAUGAAAAUGGUCUAAAAGAACGAAAAAGGGAGGUAUAUUCAUCGAUGUCCUAUCCUCAUUCAGCUAAAAGAACUCCUCGAUCCCCAACCGAGUUUUCUCCCAGCAGUGAUUUUCCACUAAAGCAUCUACGUAGAAAAAGCAAUCCAGAUGAAUAUACAAAAACCGCAAUAAAUACUCCUAUAAGACCUUAUUCUCAGCAAAGUGAUUAUUGCUCUAUGGCAAAAGAAUGCUUAAUAAAGCUUCGAGGGAAACAUAAAUCAUUUGACAACAAUAACAGGCAUAAAAUUUCGCCCAGAAAACAAAAAUUAAUACAGGCAAGCAUCGAUUAUAAUCGAAAUUUAAAAUGCAGCAUGGCUACGAAUUUAAUGGAAGCCUGCAAAAAUUUCCCAAAUUCUGAAGAAAUUAACACGAAAAUUGAUAAAGAAAAGAAAUAUAUGAAUAGUUGAAGCAAAUUUAUUGACUCAACGUCUGAAAUCUUGCAAAAUAUUGACUACUGUGAUAAUGUGGUUUUAAAGCAUUUGUUUUAUUUUAAUAAAAAUGCAAUACAAGAUAUGUAUCAAGAUAGCCAAAUUAUAAAGCAGGGAACUAAACAUAAGCCGUUUAGGCUAAAGUCAAAAGCAAAUAGGAAGCACAAUCUUGCAACAGCUUUAUAA
This is a messenger RNA of Blepharisma stoltei, 807 nucleotides long. NCBI's taxonomy places the organism in Eukaryota, Ciliophora, Heterotrichea, Heterotrichida, Blepharismidae. The record is from the annotation of a GenBank genome assembly.